This is a messenger RNA of Misgurnus anguillicaudatus (oriental weatherfish), 3118 nucleotides long. NCBI's taxonomy places the organism in Eukaryota, Metazoa, Chordata, Actinopteri, Cypriniformes, Cobitidae. The record is from RefSeq and is a predicted model, not a curated record.
AUAACUAUAAUCUGCUGAACUAAAUUGCGCGGCUCAACAUCAGACGUGGCACUGUGUGAUGUCAUCAGCGCGCGGCCGCGUCCCUCUGAUCUCGCGCUUGAUUCGGAUUUAAACGUUUAAACUCGAUUUGAUCUCGAGACGAUCGCGUCAGGCAGGACAGAGUGAAGAUGAUGGAAGAGAGCGGAAUAGAAAGCACACCACCUUCCACCCCUCCACCACCUCCAACAUCCACCAUCAGUCCUCCAUCACUCCCUGCUGGGAUUACCAGCCCUCUGCCGCUCCCAACUCCCGCUGGUGUCUCCAGUUUUUCUCCAGGAAGUUUUUCCAGCCCUCUUCCUCCAGUGGCUUUGACCUCCACUCUGCCGCCCAUGAUGUCAUCUGUUCCUCCUCCUACUUUCGGCUCCGUAUCGUCUCCUCCGUACGGCAGCCCUAUGCCGCCGUUCGCCUCGCCAUCCGCUGUCCCUCCGCCCAUCUCGACGGCCAUGCCGGGCUCCGUCCUCUCCGCUCCGCCCAUAGGCCCACCGACCACCGGCUUCUCUGUGAACACAGGAUAUGACAUCACUCGUGGCCACGCUGGGCGCACUCCUCAGACGCCACUGAUGCCCAGUUUCUCCAGUGCCUCACCGAUGCCAGGCAUUAUUAGUAAUCCCAUGAUGCAGCAGCCCAUGUCUGGAGGCUUAGACGUCAGCUCUCCCAUCACAUUUCCUGAGGACAAUGAAGACCCUCGAGUGAUUUCGGACAACGCUGCUGCUGGAGGUUUAUGGGGCUUCUUCAAGGGUGUAGCUGGUAAUCCCAUGGUUAAGACUGUUCUUGAUAAAACCAAACACUCGGUGGAGUCCAUGAUAACCACACUGGAUCCAGGAAUGGCUCCUUACAUCAAGUCUGGUGGAGAUGUGGAUAUUGUGGUGACAUCAGAUAAGGAGGUGAAAGUGGGGGCGGUGCGGGACGCCUUUCAGGAAGUGUUUGGUUUGGCGAUGGUGACCGGAGAGGCCGGUCAGUCUAACAUCGCCCCACAGCCUGUAGGAUACGCUGCCGGGGUUAAGGGAGCUCAGGAGAGGAUUGACAGUCUGCGGCGUAUGGCAGUCAUUCAUGAGAAGCAGCCUGUGGUCUCAGUGGAAAACUUCAUCGCUGAACUUUUUCCAGACAAGUGGUUUGACAUCGGCUGUCUGAUCUUAGAUGACCCUGGAAAUGGAGUUCACAUUGAAACCUUCACUCAAGCAACACCUAUAGCUCUGGAUUAUGUACAGCAGGCUCAAUCCCUCACUCCUCCGGACUAUAACCUGCGCUGGUCCGGUCUGAUGGUGACGGUCGGAGAGGUUCUGGAGAGAAACGUGCCCAACGUCUCCCGCACAGAUUGGCAUCAAGCCUUCACGGGCAUGUCUCGCAGACAGAUGAUCUACUCUGCUGCUAAAGCUUUGGCUGGCAUGUACAAACAGCGACUGCCCUCCAGGACGCUGUAACUAACUUGUGUUAGGACAACAGUUUACCUGGAUUCUGGUUUCAUCCAUACACAUACACAUACAGAUACAGGCCUAAACUGACUCCACGUGACAAAAAUGAUGCUUUUAGAUGACAAACGGGAGACUUGGUUAUAUUUCUGCUCCUACUUUGAACUAAACUAGGUUACAGGGAUCAUUAAUAUCUCUCAAUCUUUUAAGUUAUUGUUUAAAUCGUAAGAGUUUUAACCUUCUACUAAGAUUAUGAUGUUUAAUUGAUAUUAAAGGUGUGCUGUAAGUGAUUUAUUUGAAACGCUGUUGAAAUCUCUACAUCUGGGUCUUUUACAAUAUGCCUUAUAGCAACCCCCCCCCCCCUUCCAGUUAUAAUCUUAAAACAUUUAUUAUUUGUUUUGUAAUAUAUCAGCCAUCUCUUAUUCUACACAUUUUAUACACUCACUAAGCUGUUUUGUGGAUUGGUAAUUUUUUUCCACAUAGUUUUUUUCUAUUUAUACAGCCAGGACACGAUCACCAUCCUCACAGGCAACACAGCGCACACAGACAUCCAGCAAAUGAUCACAAAAUUGUUGGCAAUUAAAAUCAACACCCAAACCAACAGAGUUUCUCAUAAAUCUCUUCCCACCCUUUUAAUAAUUGAAGACUUUCUUUUCUUAAGCCCAGUCUGUGUGAUAUAAAUAUAUGACAUUGAAAGCACAUCAUCAGAAAUCACACAAACUCUUUCUGGACGUCCUAAUGAAAAGAUUUUGUCAAGUCUUCUGUUAAAGAUUAAUGUGCGUCCUAAGGUUUGACUCAUUCUGUAAUAUGUUUACAUUUCAAAUGAAGAGUCAGACAACUGCAAAUCCCUUUUGUAUUUGGAGGUUUAUAAAAAUGAAGAGUUGAAAUGUAUAUGAAUUAUGACCUGGUUUCACAGGCAAGGCUUAGCUAAAGCCAGAACUAGGCUUUAGUUAAAUGAAAAUGUUUAGAAACAUAAAAGGUUUUAUUUUCAAUUGAGAUGUGUUUUAGUCUAGUCUUAAGCCUUGUCUGUGAAACCAGUGGCCGGUUGCAUAAAACUUUAAGACUAGUUUUAAAAAUUGGUCAUGAAUUUUUUUCUUCCAAGACUGAUCAUAACUGUUUUAAGUGUUACAUAGAAAGGUAGAGAUUGGUCUAAUCAAAAUAAUAAGACUAAUGAUUCUGACUAACUAGCAAUUAGUUAGGGCUAAUCAAAGACACAUUCUUAACGUCAAGGCUAUGUUUAUGCAACCGCUCACAGGGGUUUAUCUCUUGGGGUAUUGGAUCUAAUUUUAUAGUAUUUUUUGUUUUCAGACUUGAUAUCAAAUGUUUAAUGAUGAUUAUGAUUUGUUUGUAUGUUAAUUGUGGUCCAGUUACGUAAGAUCAUGUUAGUAAAACACUUAAAUGCUGCAGAUGCUGUAAGUGUUCUUAAAUAUGAUGAUGAUGAUGAUGGACGUGUCGGAGUGACACAGGACAUGACACAGACCUGAGGAUGAUCUCUGACUGAAUCCUGAUGGUCAAAGCCAAACCUGUCAUACACUCAAAGACUUGAAGAAUAUUUCCACAUUCAAGAAUGGAAGGUUCUGUCAAAUGUAACCCUAACAACUGUGAAAGAUUUCAUGGCAUUUUAUGCCCGUGCCUUUCACCAGCCGAGAAGUAAAGAUCUUUUUUUGUUA